ACCAUCUGGAAUAUGAUGGGUAGAAAUGACGACGCAUUUCAUCCACUGCUCCACUCAACGCCCGAGAGUUCGGUUAAAAUACCUGUACCCUUGGUGUCUGUUGGCCGUGAAUCUUCACAAUCAAAAGGAAAUAUGAAGACGGCAAUUUUGAUAUGGUUAACACUACAGAAUAGUAUACAUACUCUUCUUAUUAGAUAUUCUCGAGCUCGUGAAGUUGACGCCAUGUUUGUUAGUACUGUAGCUGUUUGGUUAACUGAAGUGAUAAAAUGUUUCAUUUGUCUAUUCUUAGUAGCUCAAGAAGAGACACCUAGAAGAUUCAUCCACGCUCUACGAACUCAAAUCCUAGAGCAACCCUAUGACACAUUGAAAGUUUGCAUUCCCGCCAUGAUCUACAUAGUUCAAAAUAAUCUUUUCUACGUGGCAGCUUCACAUUUAGACGCCGCAACUUUCAUGAUAACAUCACAGCUUAAAAUUUUCACGGCGGCUAUUUUCACGGUUAUCAUCUUGCGCAGAUCUCUGAAUCGAACACAAUGGUUCGCACUAGCUGUAUUAUUUGUCGGAGUCUCUCUCGUUCAACUUCAAGGUACAAAAGCAAAGGAAUCAUCUGGUGAAUCUCCAUUCGUCGGAUUCGUAGCCGUCGUCGUAGCAUGCUGUCUUUCUGGAUUUGCUGGAAUUUAUUUCGAAAAGAUUCUCAAAGGAUCAGCACCAGUAUCUCUUUGGAUGAGAAAUGUUCAAAUGGCAGUUUUCUCGAUUCCAGCAUCAUUUUCGGCGAUUUAUAUGCAGGAUUCGAAAACUGUCAAUGAGUAUGGAUUGUUGUAUGGUUUUGACUCAAUUGUUUGGCUUACUGUACUUUGGUACGGUGUUGGAGGUCUCUCUGUUGCUGUUUGCAUCAAGUACGCCGACAACAUUGCCAAGAAUUUUGCCACUUCAGUCGCCAUCAUUCUCUCCACAAUCGGAUCCAUUUUCCUUUUCGAUUUCAUUCCAUCGUUCACUUUCUUGCUCGGCGCCUCACUUGUCAUUUUCUCAAUUUUCCUCUAUUCAUCUCAUCAGUCGAUGGUGGCGGCUCUCGGCCGAUUACGUGGCGAGAUUCCGUCUACAAAAGAGGCGUUUUGUCUGUAAAUUCUCGUCUGUAUAUUAUAGUGACGCUUAAAAAAUGCGAAUUUUGAAAUCGCGCUCAAUCGCUGUAUUUUGGGUCUCGUUAGAUAGAACCGGAAAUUCAAAAUUUUCACUUAAAAAAAUUGAAUCUGUUUUCGAGAAUUUUUGGUUUUUCUGCUGCUUUUAUAAUUUCGAUGUGAAAUUAAACGUGAAAUAGCUAAAGUUUCAGAGAAACCCCAUUUUCAGUUAAAAUAUCAAGUUUUGUCAACAAAAAUUUUGAAUUCACACGGUUUCGCCGCAAAACAAUACCUAACGAGACCCAGUUUAGCAGUGGAGCGAGGUUGAUUUCAAAGCGCACAUUUUUCUGCGUCGCAACAAUAUAUCACACGUACACAUCAGAGUUUUAUCGGUUAUUUUCAAACAUUCGGGGUCUUUCUUUUUUGCCUUUUUUCUUUAAAUUUAAAUUGCAUUUAUUGUUUUUUUAUUGCAUCCAUUUUUAGGUUUCCUGCAAAUAGCGAUAACUUAUCACUAUCGUAACUGUUGAAUCUGUGAUUUAUUAUCAUUUUUAUUCAUCAAUUGUGAUAUCGAAAUUUUCUUUUACAUAACAAAUUGGUUUUC
Caenorhabditis elegans is the source of this 1713-nucleotide messenger RNA. RefSeq names its product UDP-galactose/UDP-N-acetylglucosamine transporter srf-3 (gene srf-3). Gene Ontology annotation, biological process: pyrimidine nucleotide-sugar transmembrane transport. The transcript is spliced from 7 exons. Gene Ontology annotation, molecular function: pyrimidine nucleotide-sugar transmembrane transporter activity. The record is from RefSeq and is marked reviewed. Gene Ontology annotation, cellular component: membrane; endomembrane system; Golgi membrane. Bases 13 to 1119 code for a protein of 368 amino acids. NCBI's taxonomy places the organism in Eukaryota, Metazoa, Nematoda, Chromadorea, Rhabditida, Rhabditidae.